This is a messenger RNA of Oppia nitens, 1615 nucleotides long. RefSeq lists its product as uncharacterized. Gene Ontology annotation, biological process: transmembrane transport; heme export. The transcript is spliced from 2 exons. Gene Ontology annotation, cellular component: membrane. Gene Ontology annotation, molecular function: heme binding; heme transmembrane transporter activity. Bases 167 to 1615 code for a protein of 482 amino acids. The record is from RefSeq and is a predicted model, not a curated record. NCBI's taxonomy places the organism in Eukaryota, Metazoa, Arthropoda, Arachnida, Sarcoptiformes, Oppiidae.
AAAAAAAACUCAUUGAAAACAUAUAAAAAUGUUAUGCAAUUAAUUGAUGACAAUAUAGUUUUUAUUAUUUCCUCAAUAUAUCGUCCAAUCAAUUCAUCAUUUAUUUAGUCUAACACUAAAAGCUUUUAGUAACUGUUAAACCAAACACAACGAAGAUUUGAAGACAAUGUCGACGACUAUAACGACAAUCGAUGAGUCUAUUGAAGCGAACGGAACUGUUUCGACAUCGAUUAGAUUAACCACAAAAUUAUACAAAAAGCGAUACUAUAUCUUACUAUUGUUUAUAUUUCUUUCGAUGUCUAAUGCAUUUCAAUGGAUUGAAUACUCUAUUAUUGAAAAUAUAGUCAUUAAAUACUACUCGACGACAACAUUUGGGGUCAAUUGCACGUCCGUUGUAUAUAUGGCCGCCUAUAUAAUCGGUAUUAUUCCGGCCACAUAUCUAUUGGAUAAAAAGGGUAUUAGAUUUUGUGUACUGUUGGGUGCUUUUAGCAAUUGUUUGGGCGCAUGGAUUAAGUGUGUGAGUGUAAAUCCCGAUAGAUUUUGGGUUACAAUGAUUGGCCAGACAAUAGUGGCCAUCGCACAGCUCUUUGUUUUGAAUAUUCCUCCACUAUUGGCUGCCACCUGGUUCUCGGAAAAAGAAGUGUCUCGGGCCACAGCUUACGGAGUCUUUGGCAAUCAAGUGGGUAUAGCUCUGGGAUUUUUUCUACCAUCACUAGUGGUACCAAACUUUAGCAGUGAUAGCGUCACUUCAACUACUCAAUCGGCAGUUAUGGUGACUGAUAUAUCAAAUACAACAUUUGUUGGCAUUGAAGAAGUCGGGACUGGUUUGAGGACAUUAUUUUUUGGUGUGGCCACUGUUACGACAAUAUUAUUUAUAUUAAUUAUAUUAUUCUUCAAAAAUAAUCCGGAUUUGCCGCCGAGCACAGCACAGGCCAAUGCAUUGGUAGCCAAUGAAAACGCAUCAUUUGUGGCGUCACUUAAAGCGUUGGCUACAAAUCCGUACUUUAUUUUACUAUUUUUCACUUACGGCUUAAACACGGGUGUGUUUUACGCCGUGUCCACUGUAUUAAAUCAGAUGGUGACCGGAGCUUUCGGUGAAGAUUAUGUUACAAAAGCCGGUUAUAUGGGGUUUACUCUGACUUUGGCUGGAAUUCUAGGUUCAGUAGUUUGUGGUUAUCUCUUAGAUUUAACUAAACGUUUCAAAGAAGUAACACUUGGAGUCUACAUAUCAUCGUUGAUCGGAAUGAUUGCCUUUACUAUUGCCUUAAAAAUCAAAUUUGUUUGGUUUAUGUUUUUUGUCUCUGGAGUUCUCGGUUUUUUUAUGACCGGAUAUUUACCGAUUGGAUUUGAAUUGGCGGCAGAGAUCAGUUACCCGCAACCCGAAGGAACUUCUGCUGGAUUACUGAAUGCUUCGGCACAGAUAUUUGGUAUAAUUUUCACAUUUGGUGGUUCAGCUGUUAUUGAAGCCUUCGGUAAUUUAUCGACAAACAUAGCUUAUGUCGGCGCUCUUGUGUUGGGCGCACUAUUGACUGCUCUCAUCAAAGCUGAUCUCAAGAGACAAAAAGCACAAAAUAUUGAAAAUUCAAACGAAUCAAAACUGUUGAAUAAGAUAUGA